AUGCAUUCAGAUGAGCUGAUUUUCUCGUCUGAGAUGGUAUUCUUACUCACUUCUAUUCCAACUGGUUUUGCUGUAAGCACUAUUGACGAGCUUCUUGCCGAUAGGUUUGGGGACGAUGACCAGCAACUUAACCGACAGCACGUUACCGAACUGUUGAAAUUGAGCGUCAGUACUUUUUUCAAGUUCAACGACCAGGUCUAUGAACAAAAGAAGGAAACCCUGAUGCGCUCCCCUCCUGUCGGGGCUUAUUGCCGAGGUGGUCCUGAAGAGGCUCGAGCGACUAGUCUUACCUACUUGCUGUCCAAAACUUGGACAAGUUUCGUACAUGAAAAUAUGCAUUCCUGUGGUGCAGCAGCCAACAUUGAACACAUGCCAAAUAUCAAGUUUGUAGUUCUGACUGACCUACCUGCAAAUAGGGAUGACUGGUUUGGUUGCAUUGCUCUUUUGGCACGCUUGUCCGCCAUAAACAACCAGGACAAUUAA
This is a messenger RNA of Dibothriocephalus latus, 483 nucleotides long. Lineage: Eukaryota; Metazoa; Platyhelminthes; Cestoda; Diphyllobothriidea; Diphyllobothriidae. The record is from the annotation of a GenBank genome assembly.